GAGAUCAUCUGGGAUCAACUCCGGGGGCGCGGGCCGCAGACCAACUUUAUUUUGGAAAGCGACGGACGUGAUAGGGUGAAUGCAACCACUCGACUGGGAACGGUCGGGAGGAGGAUUAACCGUGACACCAUUAUGCAGGAGGUCACCGGAAGCUCCGAACCCCAGGCAGAGCCUGAGGUCGAGGAACCAGAGAAAGUCUAUGGGAAGCUUAGGGAAGAGGAGUCUGCGGACAAGGUUACCGCCGCUAAGAAGAAGUUUAGGUAUCAAAUUUCGAUCUUAACCUUGCCUGAGCUCGACGACACCAUUAGCAAGUUACUAGGAACCAUGGUGUCGGUGUCUUUUCGGACCAUGCUGCAGGCUAGCCCUAGGUUGCUCAAAGGACUCAGAAAACUGUUGACUCGGAGGCGAGUAGAGAUAGGCGACAACCCCGAAUUACCAGAAGGGGAGAGGGAGGAGGAAGCUCCGCAAGAAGUGGCUAACCUUCAGAGGAGUCACUGGGACUUGGAGGAUCUCGAAAAAGCCUUUGCAGACAUUCGUUUGAGCUUGCCCGACCGGGAGAGCGACGAAGUCCUGAGAUCACCACCCGGGACAAAGCUUAGCUUUCAUGCACUGCCCGUAGGGAAACUGAAAAUCCAAAUCGGGAGUCAUCAUACCGAUGCAUUAGUAGACGGGGGAGCAGAAAUCACUUUCGUAAGGAGAGAUUUCACAACGAUCACGGAAUGUACGGUAAACAAGGAAGUAACAGGGAGUAUCCGGGGAGCUGGCGGGGAAAUCCCGUUCGCUGGGUACGUCACAAAGUGUGUUGUGAAGGCAGGGGUCAGGGAAUCUAUCUGGUCGUUUCAGCGGAUGACCGAAAUGGAGGAAAUGGACCACGACAUAAUCCUCGAGAGACCGUGGUGCGUGAACGUAGAGAUGAUAGGCAUGCACUUGCAUGAUGGUUCGUACAUGGUAGACAUAGAGGACCCUGUGACCGGCCGGGGAGAGCUCAUCCGACUCCUUGGAACGGGAGGAGACCCCCCGAAGGAGAAAUUGGCAACAUGGUCGUCGUCGUUCGAGGAUAGCACGCGAAAAGGGGCUUUCGCACGGAUGGAGGGUAUGAGAGAAAGGGUAGAAAUCAUGAUUGAGGAAACAUUCAACAAGAAGGAGUGGAUCAAGAUGGGUCUGCCCCAGAAGAAGAGGAGGCAGGAGGACGAGGUCCUAGGUGUUAUGGUAGCGGAAAAGGAGUCAGAGGUCGAAUUUGGUGCUAGCCUGCCCAAACGGAAAGAAGUACGCAUAGACGUGCUAGAAAUUGCACUCGAGAUCCCCGAUCUAUUGCAACUCAUCAAGGCCCCCAGAUACCACAAGGUCGGAGUGGAUUCGGCAGCCUUGGCCAAGUUCGAAAGAGAGGUGCAAAAGGGAUAUUGCCUGAACGGGAAACUAGUUAGUAUUCAACCACGAGUCGUAGAGGCGACGGGGGCGAUUCCAACUGUUCAUUUUUUAGGAGAAAGAUCCCGAAAGGAAGUGUUCGAAAGUACAAACUGGUAGGGAAGAAAGCAAAACCAGUCUCGAUCUUGCUAAAGACAUCAAAGA
Messenger RNA from Chara braunii, 1569 nucleotides. The record is from the annotation of a GenBank genome assembly. Lineage: Eukaryota; Viridiplantae; Streptophyta; Charophyceae; Charales; Characeae.